Schizophyllum commune H4-8 is the source of this 1146-nucleotide messenger RNA. RefSeq lists its product as uncharacterized. The record is from RefSeq and is a predicted model, not a curated record. Bases 1 to 1146 code for a protein of 381 amino acids. The transcript has 5 exons. NCBI's taxonomy places the organism in Eukaryota, Fungi, Basidiomycota, Agaricomycetes, Agaricales, Schizophyllaceae.
AUGUCCUACGUCGAUGCCCUGGAAUUGACACGCUCUCCCUCGGGCACGGUGGCCAUCUUCAACCCGGAGCGGCCAAGACGCUCGCCCGCCAUGGCCAUCCCAGUCGAGGUCUGGCGCCAUGUCUUCGACCUGCUCCCGGCCUCUGUCCAAGCUGCUCUAGCUACCGUGAACCGCACCUGCCUGCAGACAUACCGCGCUAUCCGAUACCGUGCCAUUGACUUCGAGGACUAUGGCCGUGUCACGAAGCGCCUUGUCCGCUUGCUUGGAUACGUGAAGCUAAUGACUGUGGCGUCGUUCGUACGCGAGGUCCGCGUACGGCCCUGGGAUAUCUCGCAAGAGUCCCGGCGCAAGAAGCACCACCUGCCCUUUCGCAUGUGGCGAAUCCAAUCUGCGUUGGCCAUAACUCCCGCUCUCCGCUACACUCUCGAGUGGGAUGAGCAGCUGCCAUACUCAAACGCCUUCUUCUCCCAACUACUGGAACCGGUGCUGAGCGGCGCUAUGAGCCAAUCACUCAUUCAUCUAUCACUGAAGAUCCCGCCCUCCACCAAUUUAACAGACCGUCUCGUGGGCAUCCGCCUUCCUGCGCUGGAGACGCUGCACAUCGAGUUCUGCCUGCCGAACGGUCAACCGCACGCCAUGCACUUCGUCGAGGAGAUGCGCCUCUUCGCCAACAACGUCGAACACCCCGAUCGCGCACAUCUCCAGUCCCUCGAGAUCGGCGUGACGUCCUCCUCCGACCCCUUCGCCCUCAGCGCCUUCUUCGAGCAUCUGGGACCCUUUCGCGCCCUGGACCGCUUCCAUCUCACCGUCCCCUUCAAUGGCGCGCACCUGCAGGACAUCUCCGGCCUGCGCACGUUCCUCCUCCUCCACGCCCGCCAGCUGCACCGGCUCGCCUUCCGCACACGACGCAUGACGCCCGCGGCCGCGCAGUCGAACCCAGGCUGGUGUCUGCGGAGCUCGCGCUUCGCCCGGUCGUGGGACCUUUCGACGUCGAGGCCCUUGCGGAUUGGGUGCGCGUGCACGCGAACAACCUGCGCUCGCUCGUCCUCGCGGAUCGGCAGCUCAUGCCAGAGGAGGUGGCGGUUCUCGUCGACGCGCUCGAUGUGGACAUCGCUCGCCGCGUCAAGCUGCGUGUGCGCCGCCUGA